AUGGCUGAUAAGAGAACACUGAUAGCUGUCAUUGGCGAUGAAGAUACCACAACUGGUUUGUUACUAGCUGGAAUAGGGCAAGUGAGUCCCUCUACAAAUGACAAGAACUUUCUAGUAUAUCAAGAGAAUAAGACUUCUGUUGAAGAGCUUGAAGAAAAAUUCGAUGAUUUCACCAUUAGAAGAAAUGACAUUGCCAUUUUAUUGAUUAAUCAACAUAUUGCUGAUAUGAUAAGGCUUAAAAUUGACAAUUUCGAGAACCCUUUUCCUGCUAUAUUGGAAAUACCAUCUAAAGAUCAUCCAUAUGAUCCAUCAAAGGAUUCUGUAUUAAAGAAAGUCAGAAAACUAUUUGGUGAAGCAUGA
This is a messenger RNA of Kazachstania africana CBS 2517, 360 nucleotides long. It is a transcript of the gene VMA7, whose product is annotated as H(+)-transporting V1 sector ATPase subunit F. The record is from RefSeq and is a predicted model, not a curated record. Gene Ontology annotation, biological process: proton transmembrane transport. The coding region runs from base 1 to 360 and encodes 119 amino acids. The transcript has a single exon. Gene Ontology annotation, molecular function: proton-transporting ATPase activity, rotational mechanism. Gene Ontology annotation, cellular component: proton-transporting V-type ATPase, V1 domain; fungal-type vacuole membrane. Lineage: Eukaryota; Fungi; Ascomycota; Saccharomycetes; Saccharomycetales; Saccharomycetaceae.